AUGAGCUCUCUCUUGGAAGGUCUGACGUUCGUGCGUCGCUCGGAGGGCGACAACCAGAAGGACGUGAGUUCAGAGAAGAAGCGGAAGCAGAAGAAGAAGGAGAAGAAGACAAAGAAGGAGAAGACGAAGAAGGAGAGGAAAAGCGAACAAGAGAGUGCGCAUACAAAGAGACACAAACGCAGACGUGAAAGCGACUACGAUCGCGAAACCGACGAGAAGCCUAAGGACGAGAAGCCCAACGACGAGCAUACAGCGGUGAAGACCACGUUGCAACGAGAUGAGUGGAUGUCCAUGCCCAUGUUCACAGAGUCCGAAGUGAACGAAAGUGCUCGUUGCAAAACUGCAGCAGAAGAAGACACUGAUCGCAAGCAAAAGAAGGUUCAGGCCGAGAUUGACGCAGGCAUGAGAGAACCCGUGACUGGUAUGGUCUAUGGGCUAUACGACCCGAAAAAGCCAGACGCCGAGCCGACAGUGUCUAGUGACAUGGUCCAAGGAGAAGAAGCUGGCACAGCGGGAAGAAGUGAAGGAGACAUGCCGGUGUUUGGCGAUGGAGGGGCAAGUUGGCGAGCAAAGAUGUUGAGGCGAGCAGCCGAUCGGGCGCGAGCAUCAGGCGUCGCGUUGGAGGACGUGGUGAACGAGAGAUUCGAGUCGGUGAGUGCACUAAAGAGCAGUGCUCGGGGAUCAGCGAGGGAUCAUGCGCACUUGCAGUAUAAACGACACCGGACUGAUGAGGUAGAAACAGUCAACAAGGUAUCAACGCAGCGACGGACGUUGGGUAUACGGCAAGAUGCAAAGGACAAGACACUGCUUUCGAAGUACUCGACGCGUGUCCAGCAAUCUGUUGUGACACACAACCUAGACGUUGAUCUUGCACGUUCUCAACCGCAAACGAACGGGUGCUCGUCACAGCGAAGAUAUGGUUUGCAAGAUGAUGACGAGGAACCAAUUGAUUACGACAAGCUGCCUUGUUUCGAAGACCGUAAUGCCAGGGCGAAGGCCACGGAACGUGUAGCUCAUCGUGAGCGCAACCGUGAAGACGUCAAGAAAAGCUCUCGAAAAGGUUACCGUCGUGGUGAGGGGCCUGAUCGUAGUCAAACUUGCAUUGGGGUACGACCAGACCUCGCUAAACGCUCACGUAUGUCAGAAGGUCGGUCGCGAUCUCGGUCACGGUGUCGGUCGCGAUCUCGGUCGCGAUCUCGGUCUCGUCAUCCCCAUCGCUCACCAGUUGACCAUGGCUCGGACUCUGCGCAUUCAAGCAAGACUUGUCGUGAUCGGCACAGAACCACAUCGCCGACGGCUGAAAAGCACGAAGUACCAACGCAAGCGGCUGCCAAAGGCGAGACGAAUCGAUCAAGUUGUUCCGAAGCAGAAGCGCGUGCUGAGAGGCUUUUAGUUGAACAACGCAAUGCGUUUCUGUACGGCAGUAAGAAGUCUACUGCUUCUUUAGCCACAGACGAAUUGGACACGUCAACGUUGCAAUUCGUGACGGAACAGCAAACGCCAUCUGCUUUUGGAGUAGACAAGACGCUUGACUCGUCUACGAGAACUAGCACAUCCAGUUCUUACGCGACACGAAGUCCCGACAAAGAGGACGGCAAGGCCGUGCUAAACAAGCUGGCAGCAAAGGCUUUGCGUGCUCAAAUGAUGGGCAAGACAGCCCUUUUUCGGAAGCUGACCGAAGAACUCAACGAGUUGGAGGCUAAGCUAGAGCGGGAGAAGAUAGCAGCUGCUGUUCCACACUUUGAGGCCAUCAGUGGUGCGUUGCCGCCUCUUGAGAAAGAGGAUAUGCUCUGUGGGUCACGCAAAGGGAAGAAAAAGCUUGCGAAGUCGAUAGAAACUGGCAACAUGGACGUGGCAGCGUCACUCGAAGCGCUGGUACGAGAAGAGCGCCUAUCACGUGCACAUGUCGAAAACGACGACAUGGAUUCCGUUCAUGCGCGGAACAUUUUCCGGCUGGGCUCGCGCUACAAGGGGACUGAAGUAAACGCUCAGAAUCUUUCCAGCGGAUUUGACGAGGAGGAACAGGUGGACAUGAGAAUGCUGCGACAACCUGGUUCGAACCUUACUCGGCGUGCCCGAUCUCAGCGGGAGCAUGUGACUGCUGUAAACGAGACAAAAGGAUGGGAUGAGCGGACGCGAAAGUGUCAGUUGUGUAUGAAGAGUCAAGGUUUCAAAAAACACCUGAUGCUGUCGUUGGGCGAGUUUACGUACCUGGCUGCACCGAAUCGACCUCGGUUGCAUCCUGGCCACUGCAUGAUCGUGCUGAUCGAUCAUACUUGCUCUGUUGUUCAAGCAGAGGAGCAGGCAAUUGAAGAAAUUGCACGUUUUCAGAGUGCAUUAACCCGCAUGUGUGAAGAGCAAUACGGCAAGAGUAUGGUGUUUAUCGAACAAACCAGCGCACCUCAUCGGAAGAGGCACACGAUAGUAGAGUGCAUUCCCGUUGACCGGGAGCUGGCGCUAGACGUACCACUUUACUUCAAGCAAGAGCUGAUGCAGGCUGACGGAGAGUGGAGUACACAUAAACCGAUCAUUGACACGAGCAAAGGUGGCAUUAGGAAUCACGUUCCGCCUAUGUUUCCAUACUUCCACAUUGAAUGGUGCACGCGGGAAAGCAGAGGCGGGUACGCGCACGUGAUCGAGGAUGAACACAAAUUCCCGCGAGACUUUGGUGUGAAUGUCGUGGCGGGUAUGCUUGAUGUGACGCCACCUAAUUAUGGACGACGUGAGACUCGUAAUCGUCGGUCAUUUGACGAUGAGAAGCGGGACGUGCUUGCAUUCCUAAAGGAGUGGAAGCCGCAUGACUGGACGCAAGAUCUUGACGGUGGAGAGAUUGACGCGAGUUGUGAACAGCAACAAAGUCGGUCGGAAGAUGCCGACCACGCAGUUUGA
This is a messenger RNA of Hyaloperonospora brassicae, 2889 nucleotides long. The record is from the annotation of a GenBank genome assembly. NCBI's taxonomy places the organism in Eukaryota, Oomycota, Peronosporomycetes, Peronosporales, Peronosporaceae.